Molecule: messenger RNA, 1767 nt
Organism: Coffea arabica (coffee)
Lineage: Eukaryota; Viridiplantae; Streptophyta; Magnoliopsida; Gentianales; Rubiaceae
Source: RefSeq, a predicted model, not a curated record
UCUCUUAUCUUCAGCAAAAAAUAAAACAGAUGGCAAAGUCCAAAAUUGCUUCCAUUAGCAACCGCUUGCUCCCCAGUUCCCAUAUGAUCCUUAAUUGAUCUCCAAGCCAAUAAACUAUUAUGGUUUCUGUACCACAACCACCAUUUUUUUCUCCACUCAAAUCCAUCAGUAUUAGUGCCUCUCCUGCUCAAAAAUUGCAAUACAAAAGCAUAAUUUUAGCAUUACCAUCCAAGAACCUUAAAGUUUCAUCCUCUAUAGGUCCUUCCAAUGCAGAACCAUUGUCACCAAAUUCAUCAGAAAAGCCCUUAGAAACUGACCAGUCUGAGGGUGAGACUGACCCUGUGAAACUUGCAUUUGCUAAGGCUAAGGCAUAUAAGAAAACAAAACAAUCUAGCCCUACUCCAGAAAUUGUUCAGAACCCUGUUCAAGAAUCUGCUGGAAGAGGUGAAAAGAGUGAGGAAUUGAAGCUGGAACUGCCAAAGUUGGAAGCUUUGAAGCCAGAAGAUAAGGGCAAUGGGAAGGAGGAGGUUCCAUUGACUCUUAAAUUGGCAUUUGAGAAAGCAAAAGAGUAUAGGAAGAAUAAAAGUGCUGUGGAGGAAAGUCGAGUUGUGAAAGGGAGUGAGCAAAAUUCAGGGGUUAAGAUAGGAAAUGAGGGAAGUCUUGGUGGUUCAGUAUUGAGAAAGGAUGAUGAUAAGAAGGAAGAGUUGAAGAUUUCGAGUAUUGAUUUUGUGGGGCUUGACUUCUCGGAGAAGAAGAGCACCAGGGCUUUGCCAGCUGGGCUGGUUCCAGCUGUGGACGCAUUUCCUGAGGAGGACUUGCCUGAGGUGGAGAUACUUAUUGGAGAUGCUAGCAAGUUUGGAGCUGGAGCAGCAGCACCACAGCCAAUUCAGGAAGAGGAUGUGGAUGUUUAUAAACCCCAGGUAUCCACUUGGGGAGUUUUUCCUAGACCGAGCAAUAUCUCAAAAACUUAUGGUGGUGGAAGAAAUAUACGCCCUGGGGAAGUACUUGAAACAGCUGCUGAUCGAGCUACUAAAGAAGCACGGACAAAACAGCUGCUUGCUGCCUAUGAGAGAAAAAUUGGAUUGAGCAUUCAUCCAAAGCUGAAAUCUGAAUGUGAUCAGGCAUGUUUCAAGUGCACGGUAUCUUGAUUGACAGAGUUAUGAAAUAAUCUUUUGCUAUUUCCACUUCUAUUAGACUCUGCAACCUGGGUAUAUUAAGUGUCAGGAUAUUAUUCUACAAUUGAGCUAUUCUUGGUGUGGUGAUUGAGGUGUUCCCAUUGCAUGUUUUUUUCUUCGGGGGCAGAUACAUGCAAGUUCAGGAGUUUCUAUUGAUGAAUGAAGAGUCUUUCCUUGGCUACAGAAAGGAGGACUAUUAUCAUGUAUGAUGUGGGCAUUCCUGAGGCUGAUGAAUUGAGGAGCUGGUACGAGGGACUCGCAGAGGAUGGACCAAAUUGAUGCAUUGUGAUAACUUUAGUGGUUGUGUUUAUUUUUAGUAGGCUAAGAUGUUGUUGACUUAGUGUGUUGCUGGUGCAUGGCAAUGAGUUUUAUGGUUUGUUGUAAAAUAGCUUCUAAAUUGUUUACGUAGGUUUGCAGUUGGCUGUGGAGAGGAAGAUUGUCUAUAAAGAUGGUUUUUGUUUGUCUAUUAUGUUAGUUAUGUAUUAGUUUGUACUUGGUGUGAACAAAGUUUAGGUGUGAUGAUGAAGUACAGUUGUACUAUUUUCUUUUGUAUUAAUGAUCUAAUUUGUUGGGAUGUAUGUUUUUUGCUCAA